Messenger RNA from Hemiscyllium ocellatum (epaulette shark), 1206 nucleotides. RefSeq names its product tRNA selenocysteine 1-associated protein 1-like. Gene Ontology annotation, molecular function: RNA binding. NCBI's taxonomy places the organism in Eukaryota, Metazoa, Chordata, Chondrichthyes, Orectolobiformes, Hemiscylliidae. The coding region runs from base 210 to 1112 and encodes 300 amino acids. The record is from RefSeq and is a predicted model, not a curated record. The transcript is spliced from 9 exons.
GUUCUUGGUUGUGCAACUGCUCAGCCUGCUGUCAAUAUCGGGCACAAGGCGUGAUAAGCAAAGUUACUGCUCCUCCGAGUUGAUUAUGAGGAAGUAAAAAUCGGGCUGCGCUCCGGCGUUUGGAGAGGACACAAUAACGAACGUGGACGAUUCUUUUGGUCGGAUGUGCGGCGGGAUUGAAGCCAGUUCGGGAACAGGCGCAUGGGGGCAUGGCCACCCUGUGGAUGGGCGACUUGGAACAGUAUAUGGACGAGACUUUUAUCAAGCAAGCCUUUACUGCAAUGGGUGAGCCAACUGUUAAUGUGAAAAUCAUUAGCAACAGAAUGACUGGAACACUCGCAGGAUAUUGCUUUGUGGAAUUAGCUGACCAAACUGCAGCUGAUCGUUGUCUUCAUAAAUUAAAUGGGAAGCCUUUGCCAGGUUCAAAUCCGCCCAAAAAAUUCAAGUUGAAUUAUGCAACCUAUGGAAAAAAAGCAGAUGUUGGCCAGGAAUAUUCCAUAUUUGUGGGCGAUCUCUCUCCUGAAGUUGAUGAUUUUCACCUCUAUGAUUACUUUGUGAAAAAAUAUUCAUCUUGUAGAGGUGGAAAAGUGGUGACAGACACAUCUGGAAACUCAAGAGGUUUUGGGUUUGUCAGGUUUUCUGAUGAAGCAGAACAGAAAAAAGCUUUGGAAGAAUGUCAGAACAGCAAAGGAUUAGGAGGAAAGCCAAUCCGAAUAAGCAUAGCAGUACCUAAAAGUGUGAAGACCAAGCCAGAAUACCAAUCAACUGCCACUUACAACUAUACACAGUACUAUCAGCAAUAUUACUCUCAAUGGGGUUACGAUCCCUAUGGCAGCUACAGCUAUGGGUACCCACAAUAUAGCAGCACUGAAACGCCACCAGUAACCUCUUCCCUGAUCACAGAAAUGACACAAUUGCCUGAGUUUCAGCAGAAUUCCAUAAUUCCUGAUGAAACUGAAGAGGAGCCAGUGGAAGAUCCAGAUCCCAAGUUGGAUAUUGAUGAAGUUAACAAACAAUUCAUGGAACAAAGUGAAGAACUAUAUGACUCUUUAAUGAAUUGUCACUGGCAACCCCUGGAUACAAUCACAUCAGAGAUUCCCACUGCAGUAUGACGUAAUUGAGAAAUGCUAUUUCAAUUUCUGUAUGUUGAGCAGAUUGACCUUGUGUCUUACAAAGUAUAUUGAAAAUAAACUGCAGUAAAAUGUA